Daldinia caldariorum is the source of this 1911-nucleotide messenger RNA. RefSeq lists its product as uncharacterized. Lineage: Eukaryota; Fungi; Ascomycota; Sordariomycetes; Xylariales; Hypoxylaceae. The record is from RefSeq and is a predicted model, not a curated record. The coding region runs from base 62 to 1213 and encodes 383 amino acids. The transcript has 3 exons. Gene Ontology annotation, cellular component: cytoplasm. Gene Ontology annotation, molecular function: phosphopantetheine binding. Gene Ontology annotation, biological process: secondary metabolite biosynthetic process; amino acid activation for nonribosomal peptide biosynthetic process.
UUCCAAGCGGGUUGAUCAUGUUUGGGUUUUCAAUUUGUACGGCGCGUCCGAAUGAUCGAUUAUGUCAAUCCAGCUGGUAACUGUAGAAGGAUCUACUCUUCAGACUCUAGAAUAUGAAACAGGCAGCGUUCGUUGGAUCGUAGAUCUAGAUAAUCAUGAGAUACUUCUACUUAUAGGGGCCAUUGGAGAGUUAGUGAUUGAAGGAUCAAUCGUUGGACGUGGCUACAUUGAUAGUCUGGAGAACACAGCGGCUAAAUUCACACAGCCUCCUAUAUGGUUGCGCCAGCUUCGAGACCCCGAAUAUUUCAAGCUUCGAGGUCAGCGCAUUGAACUUAGUGACGUAGAGCAUCAUAUCCUGUUGGCGCUUCCCAGCGCAAGGGACGUAGUCGCAGAGAUUGUGACCUUUCCCGAUUCUUCAAGGCCUCCUGUACUUGUAGCUUUCAUACACGCCAGGAACGAUGACAUGGCGAAGUGUGGUGACCUUUCAACAAGACUCGUUGGCGAGCCAAGCGAUUCAUUCCGUUCUCGGAUUUCCGUGGUACAGUCACAGCUUCAGCACUUGCUACUAUCCUACAUGGUUCCUUUGGUCUUCCUCCCGUUGGCAAGCCUACUAUUGACUAGCACGUAUAAGAUAAACCGUAAACUUUUACGCGAAUAUGCAACUACGUUGUCCAAGGAGGAACUAGAGCAAUACCAACAAACCACGACGGCUAGACGCAUACCCUUCAUAGAUACGGAGAAGCUCCUGCACCAGUAUUUUUCCGGAGCACUUCACCUUGAGCUGGACCAGGCCGUAUGGACCGCGGUAGCAGCUGUUCAUCCAAUUCUACGCACCAGGGUAGUCUUGUCCCCCUCUCAUGGCCUGCUACAGGCGAUGACCCUUGAGGGUAUCGAAUGGACUGUAUUAAAUAACACAGAAGCUCAAGAUUUCACAGUGGGCGCCGGAAAGCCGCUGGUACAGUUACGCCUUCGUAGCGCACAAGAUAAUCAAGAUCCGAGUUAUCUGUUUUUGAAUAUCCACCAUGACAUCUACGAUGGGUGGACUUUACCCCUGAUCUUCAAGGAAGUCGACGCCGCAUACCACGGAGGAAACCCUUUCGCCACGCCCUAUCACCCCGUUUAUCCGCUACCUACAACCAGCUUCCGGUGCUACGCAUUAUUGGGGUGCUUUAAUGGAAGGCUUUCAGACUCCAGCAUUUCCUACCGUGCUUGAAAAAUCAGAUAAGCCAUCUCCUAUAGCCAUCAUGAACAGCGCGGUUGACACAUCCAAUCAAUCUCCCAGGCAGUUUACUCCAAAUGCUUACGUGCGAUUAGUGUGGGAAAUCACCCAGGCUCAGUGUCAAGGGACUAAUGACGUCUGCUUUGGGACAGUGGUAUCGGGUAGGAAUGCACCAGUUGCCAACAUCGAAUUGAUGACCAUUCCGACCAUCGCUACGAUCCCAUGCCGCGUCACGUUAAUCCGGAGGAUAGUUACCCAGGUUCCAAUGCUUGGUAAGGUCGAGAAUAUCAAAACCAAGUUUGUGCACGUCUUUGGAGUCAACCACUUGGACAUUUGCUGUCCAGGUUGGAUAGUCCCCUUGUUCAAUUGCCUCGAAAAAAUCUCUUGUCGCGGAGUCUGGGUCCGUUGGAGAUACGUUCUGGAUCUUGCCGCCCUCAGUAAAGUUUGGCCCGCGGUCAGAAGAUAGGAAGAAGUGAACGUAUUUCCGACUGCCGUCCGGCAUAACCCAUUUGUAAGCAUGGCCAACAUAUCCGCUCAUGCUACGAUAGUUGAACAUGGUUCCAAACUCGCUAUAGAGCUAGAGGACCAUGUGUAAUGACUCGUGAUUAUUGCACACCUAGUCCCACCACAGAUCGGGGUUCGCGAGAUUGGUCCGCGGGUCCCGGCGCUGAGCGUGCAUCAUGCCGGGAAAC